AUUGUUGUAUGCUCACUUUCAGAGAAAAAAUACUUCGAAAUCUCCUUGAAGGAGAAAAUGUUGGAGCCCUUGUUCAAACACCCCAAGAUGGCAGGCAAGGUACCAAGAAACUAAAACAUGUGCUCUCAAAGCGUGAAGGGACUGCAAGAGAAACCAGAAAACGGUGUGUCAGCUGCUACAGCAAAAUGAAGGAAGAAAGGGGGGCCAAAGCAGCAAGGACGUACGCAAAACGUGUUUCAACUUACUGCAAAGGGUGCGAUGAGACUCCUACAAUGUGCUUAGAGUGUUUUUAA
Messenger RNA from Homalodisca vitripennis (glassy-winged sharpshooter), 293 nucleotides. RefSeq lists its product as uncharacterized. The record is from RefSeq and is a predicted model, not a curated record. The transcript is spliced from 2 exons. NCBI's taxonomy places the organism in Eukaryota, Metazoa, Arthropoda, Insecta, Hemiptera, Cicadellidae. Bases 9 to 293 code for a protein of 94 amino acids.